Schistocerca piceifrons (Central American locust) is the source of this 3886-nucleotide messenger RNA. It is a transcript of the gene MFS18, whose product is annotated as solute carrier family 17 member 9. Gene Ontology annotation, molecular function: transmembrane transporter activity. The coding region runs from base 159 to 1424 and encodes 421 amino acids. Gene Ontology annotation, biological process: transmembrane transport. The transcript is spliced from 8 exons. The record is from RefSeq and is a predicted model, not a curated record. Lineage: Eukaryota; Metazoa; Arthropoda; Insecta; Orthoptera; Acrididae.
CUAAUGUUUUGAAUACCACCUGCUGUUGCUGACAUGGUGAACAUGAUGAGAUAAAAUAAGUGCUUGGGCCGAACGGAUGAAAAGGGUCAUUCAUCUACUUUGUGGAAGAAUGGAAAUAGAUCCCAUAGAUGUGAGGGGAAAGCAUAUUGUUUGACAGUAUGGAUGAAGUGUGGUCGAGAAAUGAAAAACGUAGAUGGCUGCUCACAUUAUUUUUGGGGACCUCAGCUCUUUAUGCAAGCAGGACUUCUGUCCCCCUUGCUAUACCAGAAAUUACCAAGGAACGUGGCUGGAGCAAAAAAGACUCAGGGAUGAUACUGUCGAGCUUUUUUUGGGGAUACACUCUGACUCAGGUGUUUGGUGGUUAUUUGAGUGAUAGAAUUGGAGGACAAAAAGUAAUAUUAAUUGCUGGGAUUGGAUGGUGCAUUGUUACUUUUUUCAUGCCUCAAAUGAUAUGGCUGUUUUCAGAUACCAGUAUUUCUGUCAAUUUUAUUGUAUUCAUAAGAGUUUUGCAUGGAGCAUUUCAAGGUGUCCAUUUUCCCAGCAUGAGCAGCUUAACUGCACAGAAAAUUACAGAGAAGGAGAGAGCCUCAUUUUUUAGUAUCUUAACAUCAGGGUCUGCUGUUGGCACUCUGUUCACUGGUGUUGUGGGAUCAAAUGUGUUGGAAUAUUAUGGAUGGCCAUUUGUGUUCUACUGCAUUGGUUCCCUUGUUUUAUUAUGGAUACUUCUACUAAAUUUCUAUGCCCUGUCCCUAAACAGAAGAAAAAAUAACCUGUAUUUGCCUUCAAAGCCACACCCACCUCUUUAUAUCAAAGAAAGCUUGCCAGUACCAUGGAUGAGACUUUUUACAAAUCUUUCUUUCUGGUCUUGUGUGCUUGGACAUACAUGCCAGAACAAUUGUUUUUUUCUUUUAUUAUCAUGGCUGCCAACAUAUUUUCAUGAUAUGUACCCUGAUGCGAAGGGCUGGAUUGUAAAUAUGGUACCAUGGCUGUUCUGUAUACCUUGUACAUUUUUUGGUAGCUGGAUGUCUGAGAAACUUAUAAGCAAUGGCUAUGGUAUUACAGCUACAAGAAAAAUUACUGAAGUAUUUUGCUUGGGUUUGCAAGCCAUUGGAUUGGUGCUAAUACCUCUAGCAGGAAAUUACAAAUGGGCACUUGUUUGGGUGUCUCUUGCAAUAGGUUCAACUGGUUUCCACAACAAUGCGAUACUGGUAAAUCCUCAAGAUCUUGCUCCAAAACAUUCUGGUAGUGUUUUUGGAUUGAUGAACACUGUUGGAGCUAUACCAGGUUUCUUAGGAGUAUACCUAGCUGGGUAUGUGCUGGAGACAACAAAGAGUUGGGAAGCGGUGUUCCAGACAACUGCUGCAAUAAAUUUAAUUGGUUGUGUUAUGUACGUAAUAUUUGGAAGUGGAGAUUCCAUUGUGUGAUGUUGCCAGAAGCUUUUAAUGAACAAAGUAUUCAAUAUUGUAACACUAAUACAAACCAGAAGAAAUAGAAUUCAUGGUCCAGUCUCAGUGCCAUUCAUUCAAAUUUUAUGUCAGUUGAAUGGGUUUCACAGACUUCUCCACUUCAGGAAGUGUAUGACUGGCAUGCAGAUUAUAAAUGGAAAGUUAAUUGGACAAGCAAAUCAGACUACCAGUAUUCACUAAGACUUAAAUGGUACUAUAAUUGUUAGGUAGGCUCAGAGACUGAACUCUUAAAGUUUGGGUGUCAACAGAUGAGAGAAGGACCUAAGGAAGUCAAUGCCUACUUGUCUACAUUUUCUGGUGCUCCCAAGUACUGUAUGUAGAUUUAUGAUUGUGUGCUUGGCUUCAGACUGCCAGAAAGUAAUCAUGGUACUCAAUCUCUCAAACUUCAGUUGCUGACAGACAAAAAUUUCAAAUGGGCCUACUGUCUACACCAGAGCUGAGGACGUGAGCUGCCUGCGGGCUUUUGUAUCACCUUUUGUCUUGUGGGCAUGAUGCAUGUGCAGCGAUCUCUUACUCGUGAACAGGACUGCCAAUAAUACACAAUUGACAGCUCGAGUUUGUAUUGACAUUAGUAUCCUUUGCAUUGUCAUAAUUAUCACAGUAUGACAAUGUAAUGGAUACUUACAAGCCAAUAUAACAUGUACAUAGUACUUUCAGAAGUGUUGCCUUAAAAACCAAUCUUCUCUUAUAGAAAAGUGCCAUGGAAUGAAAAAGUAAUAAUAGUUACUUUGUAACAAUUCUGUCACAGAGAAAAGCAAAUGAAUUUAUGCAAGUGUGCAGGCAUUUUUGUCUCUUAAGACUUUGGAUGUUUUCAUGCUAGUUGGGAGGGGAAAAAAGAAAGAAAAGUUCAAAAACAACAUCGACACAACUAGCCUACUUUACAAAAAUUGGCACAUCGCCAUAAUCAGACCCCAGCUCUGCCAGGAAGGAUUUAAAACUGCUGAUGCCCUAAACCAUGCUAUUUCAAUUUAUUAACUGUUUGUACAACAAUGUCCAUGACAUGACUUAUUUCGGCACAUUUUGCCAGCAAAUCAGCGUGAGUUGGGAUGCUUUGUAUUGCUGGUAUUUUCUGCUGGAUACCAACUUCUUUCACCAGUUUGUUAUUAAAGCAACUACACCAGACUUUUGACCACUCGUUGCAGGAGCUCCACCUGUUGCAAUCAACAAAGAUUUCCUCUACAGGAGUCAUAUUUGUCAUCAAGGUUUCCUAAGUAAAAAAGUAUGUCAUCACCCAUGGUUGUAUCAUGCAUUGGCACUAAAUCAAGGAGUUCCCUCAUCAAGUUGAACUCAGUGUCAACACCUCGUACAAGUACUGCAAGCUGAGUGUCAUGUGUUACAUCUGUGAUUUCAUACAAAACCAGAGAGAGAGGGAGGGGGGGAUCUGUAGUCUUAUCUUUGUCACAUUUCCACUUAAUUUGGUAUUUCUUUUAUGCAUCUGCACACUGUUCUCCAUGAAAGGGGAACUCUUCCGAAAACUGGAAGAGACUCUGGACACAAGAUUGUUGUGGCAGUAACAAAACACUGUUCAACAAGUUCUCCAUUGCUGAAGCGACAUGCUGUUUUGGUUAUUUUAAGAGAUAUGUGAUAGCUCACUCUCAAUACACCAUCAUGUUGGGUGAUACGGUUCUCUUCAUGUAAACACGUUAAAAGGGAGAAGUAAAAUCGAGGGUAAAAUUAUGUAAUGCUUUAUAAAUAAUGGUAACAUUUUCAAGAAAUGACAUAUAUCCAUAUGAACUUUCUCUCUUUCCUGUUUUGGGUCAAGAAGGUUGGCCUUCCUUUCCACAAUACCCAAAGUGAUUACAAAUUUAUCAUGUGGGUUGAAGUAUAAGGAUUCAAUUGAUUUUCAUUUUGAGGGUCUUAAUCUCUCAUCAGUCAUUUUAUUCUCAUUAAUUUUGUCCUACCACGAACACCAAAGAAACUUCGAUACUGAUAACACUAAUAACACCAAAUUAACAGGCUCACCUUGCAACGUGAGCACCAAUAACAAACGAGGGAUGUUAGCAGAGAGGUGGAGGAGGAACUGCUGGCUGACAGCACUCAUGGGCAAACAGUUUGGGCCCUCAUGGACACCCAUGCUCAUCAUAGCACUUUGGCUGCCCUUGGUCAAGACUGUUGUCAUUUCUUUGACAAUUCAGUAUUAAAUUCAAAACAAUGUGGUCAUCAUUAUAUGUAUGUAUUUGUGUUAUAUCUACUGUGAGCAUUGCAUCAAUUACCUCUCUAACGGUAGAGUCAUUUUUUCCCCUUCAGUUAUAGUACCCUUAUUUAAAUGUAUUAGCUGUCAAUUUCUGUUUCUCAAAUAUAUUUAAAAAAUCACUUUCCAUUUACGCAUGUUUCUCUCAGCAACUUCCAUUCACAAAAAAUUAUAAUCUAAUCUGUAGUUUUGUUCUCUACACGCUAUGAUUUUUAUUGUUAGAGAUAUG